AUGGCCGUAAAUCCUUCCAAGAAAUCCUGGGACGUCGUUAUUUUUAAGAAAGACAAUUCUGUUUAUCACAUUCCCUCAUCCUGGGCUGUAAAUGAUGAUAAAACAAUAUAUUUGUGGCCAAAAGUACCCAUAUCAAUAUUGAAGCAUUCAAUAGAAGAAUGUGAACCGCCUAAAACUUCUGUAUCCUAUAAAGAGUUGGGCGCCGUUUAUAAAGGAACAAGGAACACAAUUGCUGCAGCGAGACGUCUUCAAGAAACUGUCAUAGAAUCACGGUCAACAUCCAAUGAAAGCGAAAGCGGCUCUAGCUCUGUUAGAUGCGAAGAAAUUGAGGAUUCCUUUGAAGAGGAAGGAAACGAUACAUCGGGCAAUGAUGAUGACGAUACACUGACAUUUAAUUCGGACGAGAACAACAAAUCAGAACUAGCUCCAUCGAGUUCAGCUGUGUACCGAUCUACAUCAAAACUACAAAAUUCAAAAGCACAACGCGUAAAAUCUGGCAGUUCUCUUCCCAAAUCUAAGGACGUCACAAUAGCUACACCACAGAGGAACCCUGCAUCCAACCUUCGUUGCUCGCUUACGGAAGACCGAUAUACUAAAUUAAUGAAAGCAAUAGCCGGAAUUGAAUACGAUUUGAAGGAAAUCAAGUCUAACCAGACACGGCUUGAAUCGUCCGUUGCCGCCGUUAUUGCUUCCUCUACCAUUACGCCUUCCAGAAUUUCAAGACACUUCGAGUUGCCGACAAGGAAUCAAGAGGGAUUGAUGAAACUGGAGGAACAAGUUAAGCAAGAUACAGAAUUUGAAAAUCUUGUGAAGAUUUUGGCACUAGUAGGAGGUGAAACGCCUAAGAAAGCGACCUAUCAAAUUAUGAAGAGAUUGAUGAAUAAGGAGCUCAGUCUAUUAUACUCCGCAUUUGGAAGAAAAGGGAAAAAAAAUUUCUCAUCACUAACGUUGUAUAAAGCAGUUUUAGAAAGCGUUCGUGUGCUGUUUCCGACGACUUCAGAUCAGGACAUUAGUCGCUUUAUCAGCACAUCCUUGGCCACAGCAGCGGAUCGCGAAGGGGGCCGAAAAUCUCGUGUUACCGGCGUAAAUAAUCAUGAUACAAUGACCCAAGCAGAUUAGGUACCUAUUCACUUAUUGUAGUAUAAUAACAUUAUUCUUUACUUUAUUCUUAUUACCUACAUAGCUAAUUUAGUUUUAAAAUUUAAAAUUCAUUAUCAAAUAUGCCAAGGUCUAGAAAAUCCAUGUUCAUAAAAAGACACUUGUUAGUAACACAGCUGCCGAGUUCAUCUAAAAGUUUAGAACACGACGUACACCCUGUUUUCUCUGAUUCUAAGGUUCACAUCUGUAAAUCUCCUAUAGAAUCAUAUUUACCUUGUGUGUCUACCCUUAGUAACGAUGUACUUUGCCAAACGAAUUUGCCUUACCCACCUACUCCAUCCAUUGAGACAAUUUCACCAGAAACAGGAAAACAACUAAACAACUUGCGCAAUGAAACAAUUUCACAAAAUGCUUUAAUAGAACCACUUAAACAUUCUAUCGAAAGUGAUCUAAGAAAUUGGGCUCUGAUAGAAAAUGUCAAUCACAAACAGUUAACCUCAUUAUUGUCCAUUUUGAGACGGUAUCAUCCGGAGUUACCAAAAAGCAGCAAAACAUUACUAAAAACCAAGAGAAAGUUUUGUUCUAAAUCCAUGCUGUCUGCCGAUAAAUGUAACGGCGAAUUUUUUUAUUUUGGGAUAGAGAAUGGCAUACGUCACCAAUUGCUUAAUGAUGACAUUAGAUCUUCCUUAUUUACAUUGGAAAAUUCUUAUCACAUAGAACUAGUUUGUAAUAUUGAUGGUUUGCCCAUAUACAAAAGUUCCAGGUCUCAGUUCUGGCCAAUAUUAGCUAAAGUUUUUAAAAAAAAUUACACCUUCUCUCCAUUUGUUGUUGCCCUGUUUUUAGGAAAUAGCAAACCGCUAUGCCUGAAAGAUUAUUUGAAUGACUUUAUUACAGAAUUCAAUAACCUUUCAACCAAUGGGUUUUUGUACGAGGGAGAAAAAAUUACCUGUUCUUUAAGGUACAUGGUUUGUGACGCACCGGCAAGGUCUUUUUUAAAAAAUAUUAAACCUCACAAUUCAUACUUUGCGUGUGAAAAAUGUACCGUAAAGGGUCGGAGAAUUGAGAGUAGGAUGUUAUACCCAUUGGAUUAUAAUUGUGAAUCUCGUACAGACAACGGAUUUCAUAUGCAAGUGCACGAGGAACACCACAAGGGUGUAUCGCCCCUAACUGAAAUAAACAACUUUGGACUGGUGUCUGGAUUUAUUCUGGAUUACAUGCAUAUGUCAUGUUUGGGAACUAUGCGGAGGAUGAUUCAAUACUGGUUUAAACCUAUUUGGAAAUGUUCCAUCGCAUUAAAGUUUAGGACAGAAGCUAGCCGUCGAAUGCUUAAAAUGGCCCCAUAUUUUCCAACCGAAUUUAACCGGAAACCUAGAUCUUUUGUAGAAAUAGAUAUGUGGAAAGCGUCAGAGCUCCGAAGUUUUUUGUUAUAUACGGGACCUGUUGUAAUGAAAGAUUUAUUACCUACCUCAAAAUAUAAACAUUUUCUUUGUUUUCAUGCUGCAAUGCGCAUUGUUUGCAGAGGCGUGUAUUCGAAAACUUUAGGUAGAACUGCAAUCACACUUAUACAGAAAUUUAUUUCGGAUUCUCAGAGGUUAUAUCCAAAUUUAGAGCCAAUCUAUA
This is a messenger RNA of Photinus pyralis (common eastern firefly), 2718 nucleotides long. RefSeq lists its product as uncharacterized. Bases 1 to 1119 code for a protein of 372 amino acids. Lineage: Eukaryota; Metazoa; Arthropoda; Insecta; Coleoptera; Lampyridae. The transcript is spliced from 6 exons. The record is from RefSeq and is a predicted model, not a curated record.